Molecule: messenger RNA, 3305 nt
Organism: Myzus persicae (green peach aphid)
Lineage: Eukaryota; Metazoa; Arthropoda; Insecta; Hemiptera; Aphididae
Product: radial spoke head protein 4 homolog A-like
Exons: 10
Coding region: 1050-2951 (633 amino acids)
Biological process (GO): axoneme assembly; cilium assembly; cilium movement involved in cell motility
Cellular component (GO): radial spoke; axoneme
Source: RefSeq, a predicted model, not a curated record
UUAAGAUAGUUAAAGUAUGCAUUAUUCUAUGAUUGUAUAUAGUAAAAUAUUACCUUUUUAAAUCUUGAUUUAUUUUUCAAUUGUAAAUGAAUCUAAAUCUCUAUACUAUGAGCAAAUGACUUAUAAUAUUAUGUCUAUAGGUUGUACAGACAUUGAGCCAUAUAGAUCCUAUAGUCCAGGGAUUCUCAAACUCUUAUAAAUACUGUACCCUUUUUUAUCAAUACAUUUUUUUGAGUACCCCAUUCUUAGUUACUAAACUAAAAUAUACAUAAAAAAAUUUAAAGACUUAAAGAAUUUUUUCCUUGUUGGCUUGUUGGCCAGACCCUUAAAACAUUUUAAGUACCCCCAAGGGGUACGCAUACUACAGUUUGAGAAUCCCUGUUAUAGCCUAUAAAGUAAACACAGUAUAUUAUAUUGGUAUACUUCUCGCCACGAGAGAAGUAACCCGUGUCCUGACCUAAUGGCCUUCAAAUUCAUGCAUUCUCCACCUUUUUGACAUAUUGAAGUCGCACGAUUACAAUCGUUUAUAGUUUGCAUGCCAUAACGCGACACUAAAUGGUACAAAGUGGGGAAAACGGGGCUUCUUAACAGUUGCUGCCAUCAGUCUGCAUGAGCAAAACGGGUUACUUUUCUCGUGGCAUAGAGUAUAUCCCUUAUUAUGCAUACGGUAUACUCAAUGAAAAUGUGGAAAUAAUAAACUAACAAAAUAUAAAACAGAAUACAAGUUUUCAAGAUUGUCAUUAGCCAUCAUCACUAACACUUGUUAACUAAUUAUUAUUUUGUUGCUUACAGGCAAAACAAAUGUUGAAUCUUUUUCUUAGGGUAGAGGCAUUUUUAACUUAAAAUAUAUAGGCUGUAUAGAAUAUUAUAUUGUGUAUACAAUAUUAUAAUAUUAUGCAAAUGUAUAAAUAGGUACCUUGACAACAAAACUCUUAAUAGUUUUAUCUGUAGGUAUUGUAAAUUAUAUUACUUUCAUUUACAUAACAUUGUCUUAUUUUUUUAAAUUUUAGAUUCAAUUUAAUACAAAUAGCAGGAAAACAUUUUUAAAUAUGUUGAAUAUUUUAGGAAAAAUAGAACAUAAAGCUAAAACCAAUAGAAAAACUACAAAUAUGAAAAGUAGAAACUCAAUGCUUAAAUCUGUAUCCAGUGAAUUAUUGUCAUAUAUGAUAAGUAAAGAAAACGGUGGCAUUAGUUUGUACACACAUAUUCAAACUUUACUAGAUCUGUUUAUAUUUCAAAAUCCUAAACAGCCAAUAACAUAUUUUGAAUACUAUAGUGAAAAUAUUAAGAUACUAUAUCAGAAAUCGCAACCAGAUCCUGAUUUGAAUUUUUUGAAUAACAUCGAUAUUGACAUCUAUAACAAAACAAUAGAAAUAUAUAAGGAUACCAUAUAUAAUGUCAAAGAAUAUAAGGCAAGUAGUAUAUCCUAUGGGUAUGAAGUCGAAGGUGAAUAUGAUGAUGUGCAAUACAAUGAAGAAAUAGAUGAAAUUAAUGUACAAGACUUAUCAAAAAGCAAUAACAUGUUCAAUAAAGCAGGGUGUGGCAUAACAAAUGAUGAAUCUCAUCUUAUUGGAAUAACCAUAGACCAAAUGUCACAACUAGGAAAAUUUAAAAGUAUAAGAUAUUGGGGUAAAAUAAUAGGCUUAAAACAUAACUAUUACAUUUUGGAGUGUGAUUGGAAAAAUAAAGAAUUGGAAUAUAAACUAAGGCUUUUAAAUGUAAUAUUAAAUGAUAGCAAAAAAAAUGUACCCCAUGAUUAUGAAAAUGAAAACGAAAAUGAAGAUGUAGAAUUAGAAAAAUAUAUUUUAUCUGAAGAAGAAAAUGGAUAUCUUUCUAGAACUGCAUCUGUACCAAUUAGCAAAGAUAUUAACGACGAGUCAGAUGUUUUCGAUUCUCUGAGAUCAGAAGAAUGUUCCUUCCCGCCCACAGAACUCGAUAAUGAUGAUUAUUUAUCCCAUGAAAUAUUUGGUUUCGGAGCUAAUAAAAAGUCGUACUUUGUAACGAACCAAUUGAACGAUUCGUGGAUUGAAUUGCCUUUGCUCAAGCCUCAUCAUAUUAUUCAAUCACGAAAUAUCAAACGAUACUUUACAGGAGAUUUGGAAUCGCCUGUUGAAUCCUAUCCAUUAUUUCAAGGUUUGGAAAAACAUUAUCUCAGAGCUCAAAUUGCAAGGAUAACAGCUGCGACUCAAAUAUCACCACGUGAUUAUUUUGUACUCGACUACAAUUCAAAUGCAUAUAAAUGGAGGAAAUUAAACUCUUUUCAAUCGAAAGUGAUGUCACAGAAAUUUAUCCAUGAGUAUGUGGUGAACGCGGAUUACAAUCUUCUGUCGGUAUACGAUUUAUUGGAACCCAGCAACUGGGUGCAUCACACUCCCUUGAUAUCAGAAAAAGGAGUGACCAAGGCGUGGACCAAUAUAAUAGAGUCCAGAGAAGACUCGCAACAAAACUCGGAGAACAUUGAAUAUGGUUGUAAGAUUAGGAUUAACUUAGAAAUCGGCAGAGGAGACGGUGACCAUCUGGACAUAUUUGGAAAUUUGUCAAACGACGCUUAUGUGGGUGAAAUGCCACCAUGGAAAUUCGAAUUGACCAAUCGGUUUGACCACACGAAUACUUACGCGACCAUCCGGUCCAAUCUUUGGCCAGGAGCACACGCAGUUGCGCGUGACAACCUUUUGGAUUACACGUAUCAUGGUUGGGGCCACAAAUGGGACGCCUUUAGUUUCACGGUCCAGCCGUUGAGUGGAUAUCAGCUGUCCAAUCCCUAUCAAGACCAUAUCGGCAUGACCACCGAGAUCGCAGAUCCUACUCGCGCGGAAGAAUUGAUUUAUUUCUCAAUAGUCAACAAGAGGAAGGAAAAUCGGGCUCGUAGGAAAAUCAACGCCUUGCGACCGUUUUCUGCGGCAGACGAAGACGAAGAAAGAAUCCUUAAUCAACACGACUAUGAAUUAUGAUUGAUAGUAACGAGUGCCGUUGAUCGUAUCACUAUUGUUAUAUUGUAUAAAUUAUUGUUAAUAUAGGGAUUAUCCGCGUUCAACAUUACACAAUACUGUAAGUACAUACUUACUAUAGUAAGUAGUUUACCCACCUGUAGUAUAUAUAAUUGUGCUCUUGUAUACAUAUUUUUUUUGUUUAAUCAUUAUAAUCCUAUAUGGCUAUAUAGUAUUGGAGUAUUAGAAUUACAUUUAUUUGAUUUAUUAAGUAGAAUAUUUUAUUAUGAAUUUAAGGUUAGCUAUAUAGGUUAGGUCAGGUACAACUGUACAAGUCAAAAUUGAUUAAUAAAAUCCCUUCUUUUCUAAAAAAAAAAA